Molecule: messenger RNA, 2921 nt
Organism: Coregonus clupeaformis (lake whitefish)
Lineage: Eukaryota; Metazoa; Chordata; Actinopteri; Salmoniformes; Salmonidae
Product: serine/threonine-protein phosphatase 2A 55 kDa regulatory subunit B gamma isoform
Exons: 10
Coding region: 1390-2748 (452 amino acids)
Biological process (GO): peptidyl-serine dephosphorylation
Cellular component (GO): cytosol; protein phosphatase type 2A complex
Molecular function (GO): protein phosphatase regulator activity; protein binding
Source: RefSeq, a predicted model, not a curated record
UGUGUUUAUGGGGGUGAAAGCUGAUGAUUGGGGGUUAGAGCUGAUUAACAGGCCUUAUAUUCUCCGCUGGGGGUUAAAACCUAAUGGCAAUCGUCCAGAAGCAGAGAUGACACCAACUGUCACUGGUACUUUCAUGCUCUCUAACCCCUCCUCCUCUUGUCUUUCACCCUCCAUCCCCAUCUCACUCCCUCUCUCCUCGAUCCCCAUUUCUGUCUCUCACACCCCAAUGGAAAAAUGAUAACAUUUAUGUGUGCUAUAGUUUGUAAUAUUGUCUGUGUGUGUUAAUGGAAAAUAGUGUAGUCAGGGCUCCAGGUAAAUCCUCCAGUCACUGUCAUGCUUCACUUCUGCUGUAUUUCAUUCACUGCUGAACUGGUACAGCAUUCCUUCCUCUUUUCUCCUCUCUCUUCCUCCAUCCCCCACUAUCUCUCUACCACCUCUCUCUUUCUCCCAUCCAUCCAUCCCCCGCUUUCUCUUUUUCAUCCUCUCUCUGUCUCUCUCUCUCUAAUCACCUGCAGUCAGACAUGCAUAUCGCAGCUCAUCUCUGAUUGGCUGAGCUGGGAGGAGUCUAUUCUGAUGUGUCACACGUACCACAACAGCAGGAUAGAACCUCCCUCUCUCCCUCCCUCCCUCCCUCCCUCUCUCUCUGUCUCUCUCUACCUCUCUCUCUCCUCACACACACACGCUCUCACACACACACAUACGCCAGAGCUGACACUGCAGCAGAAAAACAGGCCGGCAGGAUUUCUCCCCGGCUGUAGCGUAGCGUCAGAGAGGGACUCCAUCGGCUGUGAGAGAGAAGGACCGUCUUCAUGGAUGCUCUGUCGAGGAGUACCUGACCAGACGCAACAGGCUUUGUGUGUUAGUGUGUCGGGUCCGUUUGUGUGAGCACCGCAGCAGGAGCAGCAGCACUGCAGAUGCUGACUGAAUCUGGGGCUUGGCUCAACGCCUCAUCCUCCCCUCCCCCCCUUGGAGCAUCGACGUGGAAAAGAAGAUCCAUCGCUCUCAACCUCUGUGUGUGUGUCAGUGAACGUGGGUGUUUGUGUAAGAGCAGAGCUGGUGUGUCAUUCACUGCUCUGCCAGCGUAUCCGUGUCGUCGGCCCUCUCCCUGUCCCAGAAUGCUUCGCUCUGCGCCCCUGUGCUGAGGCGGCGUUGGGCAGUAUGGGCGCUGCGCUGGCCGGGACCCCCCCCACGGAUCUAAGCUGCCCCCCCGGGACGGGCGCACACCGCACCCCUGCUGAUGGGCGAGGACACUGACACCACCCGAACACUCAACCACGGCUUCCUCCGAGACCACAACUAUGUGACUGAAGGGCUGCUCGUGGCUUUUGCCUGAAGAGCCCCGCCCCGCCAGGCCCUGCCUCCUCCCCUCUCCCGGACUCCUCCCCCAGGAUGUUGAACCCCAUCCAGGUCCUGUCCUCCGACAUCACUUCCCUCUCUCUGGAGCCCGAGCCGUUUGCCUCUUACACUGAAGCUGAUAUCAUCUCCACUGUAGAGUUCAACCACACUGGAGAGCUCCUGGCCACAGGGGAUAAGGGGGGGCGAGUGGUCAUCUUCCAGAGGGAACCUGAGUGUAAGACAGAGCCGUACUCCCAGGGAGAGUACAAUGUCUACAGCACGUUCCAGAGCCAUGAGCCGGAGUUUGACUACCUGAAGAGUCUGGAGAUCGAGGAGAAGAUCAACAAGAUACGAUGGCUGCCUCAGCAGAACGCCGCCCACUUCCUCCUUUCCACCAAUGAUAAGACCAUUAAGCUGUGGAAGGUGAGUGAGCGGGACAAGAGGCCUGAAGGCUACAACCUGAAGGAUGAAGAGGGCAGGAUAAAGGACCUCUCCACCGUCACCUCACUACAGGUGCCGGUGUUGAAGCCCAUGGAUCUGAUGGUGGAAGUGAGCCCUCGGCGUGUGUUUGCCAACGCCCACACCUACCACGUCAACUCCAUCUCCGUCAACUCCGACCACGAGACCUACAUGUCAGCUGACGACCUGAGGAUCAACCUCUGGCACCUGGGCAUCACCGACCGCAGCUUCAACAUCGUGGACAUCAAGCCAGUGAACAUGGAGGAUCUGACAGAGGUGAUAACAGCAGCAGAGUUCCACCCUCACCACUGUAACCUGUUGGUCUACAGCAGCAGUAAGGGAACUCUACGGCUCUGUGACAUGAGAGAGGCCGCACUGUGUGACAAACACUCCAAACUGUUUGAGGAGCCGGAGGACCCCAGUAACCGCUCCUUCUUCUCGGAAAUCAUCUCGUCUGUGUCGGAUGUCAAGUUCAGCCACAGCGGGCGCUACCUGCUGACCAGAGACUACCUCACCGCCAAGGUGUGGGACCUCAACAUGGAGAACAAGCCCCUGGAGAUAUACCAGGUGCAUGAUUACCUCCGCAGCAAGCUGUGCUCCCUCUAUGAGAACGACUGCAUCUUCGACAAGUUUGAGUGUGCCUGGAACGGCUCAGACAGUGUGAUCAUGACGGGGGCCUACAACAACUUCUUCCGGAUGUUUGACCGGAACACCAAGCGUGACGUGACCCUGGAGGCGUCCAGGGAGAGCAGUAAGCCCCGGGCAGUUCUCAAGCCUCGCCGCGUCUGCCAGGGUGGGAAACGCCGCAAGGAUGACAUCAGCGUGGACAGCCUGGACUUCACCAAGAAGAUCCUGCACACGGCCUGGCACCCUACGGAGAACAUCAUCGCCAUCGCUGCCACCAACAACCUGUACAUCUUCCAGGACAAACUCAACCAGGAGAUGCAUGGCUGAGAGGGAGAGCGCAGGAGGCUGGAGACACACACACACAUAGAUACACACACACACACUCCCUCCAGACGACAGGGCGAUACUGUGGAGACACACACUCCAGAGUGCUCACUCCCUGCCUCCCGCCCUUCCAACCAAUGUAGUCUAUGAAGUCUACCCCCCACCCCCCACCCCCC